UGCCAGUGACGUCUGAUGUCCCAGCCAAUGGCAUUGCCCACCGCUGCGCCGAAAGACGACUCCUGAGACCCCAGCAGCUACACGGCUAACGUAAGCUUGGUUUGCACUCUGCUGGCAGAGCCUGAACGGAGCGAUGCCUCCAGGCAGGUGGUAUGCUGUCCACCCAGCCAGGAUGAAGCCCCCAGCUUCAAGGGAACAAGGGCGUCUUCACAUGGUCAAGAAGGAAGAAGAGGAUGAAGGCUACACUUCCGCGCAGGCUGCCAGGCCCCAGACACUCAACCGUACCGGCCAGGAGCUGUUCCGGCAGCUCUUCAGGCAGCUUCGCUACCAUGAAUCUUCUGGGCCCCUGGAGACUUUGAGCCGGCUCCGGGAGCUCUGCCGCUGGUGGCUAAGGCCUGACGUUCUCUCCAAGGCCCAGAUCCUGGAGCUGCUGGUCCUGGAGCAGUUCCUGAGCAUCCUGCCCGGGGAGAUCCGGACUUGGGUGCAGCUGCAUCACCCCGAGAGUGGCGGGGAGGCUGUGGCCUUGGUGGAGGAGCUGCAGAGGGACAUCGAUGGGACACCAUGGAGGGACCCAGCCCUUGCCCAGAGCCCAGAUGUGCGUUGGAUGGGUACAGGAACCCUGCGAGCCUCACAGAUAUGGCCCCCUGCUUCACCUGUCAGGAGCAGCUCUACUCUUGGGGACCACCUGGAGCCUCCCUAUGAAAUAGGAGUGUGUGACUUCCUGGCUGGGCAACCCGAGCCUCCUGUUGCCCAGGCUCCUGCUCUUUGCCAAAGAGAGGGGUGCCCAGGAGACCUGUUGACAGCCCAGCCUCAGGAGGCUGUGACUUUCAAGGACGUGGAAGUGAUUUUCUCCCAGGAUGAGUGGGGAUGGCUGGACCCUGCUCAGAGGAACUUGUAUAGGGAUGUGAUGCUGGAGAAUUAUGGGAACAUGGUUUCUCUGGUGGGGCCAUUCACCAAACCCGUUCUGAUUUCCUGGUUGGAGGCAAGGGAGCCAUGGGGCCUGAAUGGCCAGGGAGCUUGGCCGAAGGCGAAAUCAGGUGUUGCGCCUGCAGGAGGUGAGCUCCAGAUGAAAACAAACAAGUGCAUCUUGAAGCGUGAACCUGUGGAAGAAGCAGAAACCUUUGCUGUGCCCUCGGAGUGUUGCGUGAGGAGUGUUUCUGGGGGAGCGGGGCUCAGAGGACCUUUUGAGAAGAGCAGGCCAAAGGAGCAGUGUGGGGGCCCCGUACAAACAAGGGUUAAGAAGGAGGAGACCAAGUCCAGGCACAGGACUGGAAAGGGACCUGAAGAGUCAGGAAGAAGUGCCAGUCUUCAUUUGAAACCUGCUGUGUAUUUGAGAGUCCCCAGGAGAAAGCGGUCCCUGCAGCGUGGCUGCGGCAGACACUUCAGAGCGGGCUCGUACCCCUCCGAGUACAGGGACUACGGGAACGGGCUCAGGCGCGUAGCCGGCGGGUGCAGCCUGCAUCAGAGACUUCAUGCUGGACUGAGAGGGAGCGCAAAGGACGUCCGUGGGAAGGACUUCGGCCUCAGCCCACGUCGCCGGUGUGGGCGGAAUCUGCCGGCGGCGGAGGCCCCGUACAGGUGCGGUCACUGUGGGAGGGCCUUCAGCCAUGUCUCUCAUCUUGCGUGUCACCAGAGACUUCACACUCAAGAGAAGCCAUUUAAAUGCAGGGUGUGUGGGAAAGCCUUCAGGUGGAGCUCCAACUGUGCGCGCCAUGAGAAGAUUCACACGGGGGUGAAGCCUCACAAGUGCAGCCUCUGUGACAGGGCUUUCAGACGCAUGUCUGCCUACCGUCUACACCAGGCAGCCCAUGCUAAGCGGCGGUCUCCAGAGCCCAGUCGCCAUGCGGACGCUCUCAGCUGCGGCUCAGGGUUUGAUCAUGGCUUGGGAGGCGCCAGCGGGGAGGAGCUUUUCGACUGCAGCCAGUGUAGGAAAUCAUUCCACUGUAAAUCGUAUGUCGUUGAGCAUCAAAGGGUCCACACUCAGGAGAAGCCUUAUAAGUGUACCAAAUGCGGGAAAACCUUCAGGUGGAGGUCAAACUUCACUCGUCAUUUGAGAAUGCACCGGGAAGAGAAGUUCUACGAUCAAGACCAGCGUAAGGACUUCAGACUGACCUCCAGCUGCGGUCAGCGCCAGGGCGCCCCUGCUCGGGAGAAAGCUUUUCUGUGUCAGCAGUGUGGGAAAACUUUCACCCGGAAGAAGUCUCUCGUGGAUCAUCAGAGGAUUCACACGGGCGAGAAGCCCUACAGAUGUAGUGAGUGCGGAAAAGACUUCACCCACCGGUCAGCCUUUAUUGCUCAUAAGAAGCAGCAUGCCUUUCAAAGCAGACCGGAGGACGGGCCGUCUUCUAGUCAGGACACAGUGCGCCCCGUCCCUCCGGGCAGGACGGAGGAGGCCUGCAAAUGCAGCCAGUGCGGCAAGGCCUUCCGCAACCACUCUUUCCUCCUCAUCCAUCAGAGAAUCCACACCAGAGAAAAGCCGUAUAAGUGCAGGGAAUGCGGGAAAGCUUUCAGAUGGAGUUCUAACCUCUCCCGACAUCAGAGGAGUCACGCUUUGGAAAAACAGUACAGAUGCCAUGAAAGUGAAAACACUGCAGACCCGCAGCCACAGAUCCCCACUGAGGAGAAACCUUUUCAGUGCCAAGAAUGUGGGAAGACUUUUACACGUAAAAGAAGUCUUUUAGAUCAUAAGGGAAUACAUAGUGGAGAGAAGCGCUAUAAAUGUGGUAUGUGUGGGAAAUCUUACGAUAGGAAAUACCGCCUUGUUAAUCAUCAGAGAAUCCACACUAAAGAGAGACCUUUUAAAUGUCAGUGUUGUGGGAAGGAUUUCAUCGGAAGACAUACCCUCCGCAUUCAUCAAAGAAAACACUCCAGAGUGGCACAGUCUGAAUGCAGCCUGGCGGGGCUAGCUUCCUGCCAGGGCACGAGGGUGAGCUUACAGGAAUUAAAACCAAGUGGGGAGAAGCCGCUUGAAGGUUCUGAGGAAGCUCGUGACCAGAGCCUCAGGCACGCUGGCCGCCAGAGCAUCCCCACUGGGAAAAAGUGCCACAAAUGUAGCACCUGUGGGAAAACUUUCAGCAAAAGCUCCCAGCUCAUUAGCCACAAGAGAUUCCAUACCCGAGAGAGGCCCUUCAAAUGCCGAGAGUGUGGGAAGACCUUCAGGUGGUCUUCAAAUUUGGCUCGGCAUAUGAAAAACCAUGUUAGAGAUUAGCUUGGGGU
Molecule: messenger RNA, 3216 nt
Organism: Suricata suricatta (meerkat)
Lineage: Eukaryota; Metazoa; Chordata; Mammalia; Carnivora; Herpestidae
Gene: ZNF445
Product: zinc finger protein 445
Exons: 6
Coding region: 134-3208 (1024 amino acids)
Biological process (GO): regulation of transcription by RNA polymerase II
Cellular component (GO): nucleus
Molecular function (GO): DNA-binding transcription factor activity, RNA polymerase II-specific; RNA polymerase II transcription regulatory region sequence-specific DNA binding
Source: RefSeq, a predicted model, not a curated record